This is a messenger RNA of Ostrea edulis (European flat oyster), 19705 nucleotides long. RefSeq names its product serine-rich adhesin for platelets-like. The transcript is spliced from 3 exons. Bases 181 to 18693 code for a protein of 6170 amino acids. Lineage: Eukaryota; Metazoa; Mollusca; Bivalvia; Ostreida; Ostreidae. The record is from RefSeq and is a predicted model, not a curated record.
GUAGCCGUGUAAAAUUAGCAUAAGUAAUUUUUAAUUCUCCCCUGUACUAUUGACACGAAAAUGCGGCUCGGCUAAAGAUCUUUGGGAUGAUUUGAAACAAUGUAAAAUUGCUGAGGAAUUUUCUUGGAGAAUUCUACUGUUUCGUUUUCUGUUCUCGGGAUCGCCGAAAAUCGCCAAAAAAUGUCUUUCAGAAUUCCAGGACUACAUACGAGUGUGUUAGUGACGCUUUGUCUGUGUGUCUGUGUGUAUCAGGGAUUAACAUCCAUAGAAACCUCACAGUUAGUGCACCCUAUCCCCAGGCACAGGUUAUGGGAGAAGACACAAUCCGGAGAACUUGACCAGUUAAAGUGUAUAGAGACACGUGACAGGAAGUGUGGUUACUGCUCACAUACACAGUCACAAGUUACACACGUAGCCGAAGUUAUCAUAGUGAACACAUAUUCUUCCGGUGAUGUCUUAGAAGUAAAAUCUCGAGUGAAUACGACGUUUGGUGGAAUUUUGCGGAUUUCUCUGUGUGUUCGAUUAGACUCUUCUUUAUCUGAAGAUGAAGAGUGCCAACAGGACUUCCCGCUGCUUCCUCUGAAUUCCCACGACUACGACAUUGUAAUAGACAAAUCACAGGAAGUGUCUACAGUACUUCUACUUCCGGAAGCCGUGGCCUGUGAACACUGUGUAUUACGGUGGAGGUUUACAGAAGAUGACCCGAGUUGCAAUGGGUGCAAACGUUCUACUGUUAACUGUGCUGACAUAAAAGUAGCGGAGAGGACCCCCUCCGUCCACAUGGUGAGGAGACGGAAGCGACAGUCUAACAGAGUGGACCCACGGUUCAUUGUCCACGUCGAUUCACCUGACCUCUGGAGUGGAGCUCAACAGUCGCAGAGAACACAACCGUUACAAAGGAAGACUUGGUCAAAAGAUCCCAGCCGUGGUGCUUUGACUCCUAUCGAAAAGGCGAGACCCGUGAUUAAGGCAAGGCCGUUUUUACACCCCAAUAAUCAAAAUACGCACCAUGGAAUUCUAAAGACGAAGACAAAGGGAAAUCAGAUGACACAGGGAAGUCAAAAUUUUUUCCGUGUCGUGAACAAUCGAAAUAUUUCGCCCACAAGAGAACAAACUUUGUUUGAAGCAACCCAUCAACUAAAUCAAAAUCCAGCUCAGAGAACAAACAGUCAACACGUACAAAGAAUAGGCCAAGUGCAUACUGGGAAUGAAAUAGCAGAUCAACCGAACAAAAUGGGCCACAUUCGACGGAUGUUCAGAACUGGGCAGAUCGCUCCGAAAACGCGCGAGUUUGUAGCACAUGGGAUAAGACGAGCUCAAACAGUACGGAUUCCAAUAGACAAAGAACGUAAGUUUAAUCCAAAUAUAAUCGAUCCUCAAUAUCUAGUUGUCAAAGAAAAUGCGCCCAAGCAGCCGGAUUUACCAGUAAUUCAGAAAGAACCACCAAACGUUACAGCAAAGCCUUCAGCUGUAACACAAAAAGUAACCCCAAGCCCUACGAAAGGGACAGUACCACCAACAACAAAAAAACCAAAACGCAUGGGAUUGUUAAUGCCAUUUCGAACCAAGAAACCGCCACUACCCCCAACUACAACUGUUGUACCAUCUACAACAUCUACUACAACCACUCCUCUACCAUCUACAACAGCAUUACUAACAACGACCACAACUUCACAGAUUGUAACAAGCACAACAACUUCAGCUCCCAGUACCGCCAUAAACAUUGCAGAAACUACCCAAGUGCCAAAUGUGAACUUAACUCAACAGAAAGAUAUCUUUCAAAAUGCAUCUAAACCAACUACACACUUAGAUUUCCUAAUGCAAUUGUAUGCUCAAAAUCUAAAGCACGGAAUUGAAGACCCCGAAUUGUUGGCAGCAAUACAAAGAGAAAAGGGAAUGAAUGCUCAGCAACAAAGCACCGAAGCUAUUGCUCAGAAUAUUACUGGUGUGUCAUCAACUGAUACAUCUCUGCAAGGAAAACAGGAAUCCCUAGUUUCGUCUAAUUUGGUUGCAGAGGGACACUACACGCCAGUAAGUCCUGUAUUUAAUCAGCCCAUGCAUGAUCAUCAUCACCACUCACACAUGGAGGCGGUAGAUCCUUUUGCAUCAGCCGCAGCAGGAGGAUUAGCGCCCGCCGAUCCCAGUCAUCAUCACUUGCUUCACGAAACUCCAAAGUAUUUUCAAGAUGUCUUUGGACCAGGAAACUUUGAAGAACCACAGGGCAUUCCAGAUGUUGGAAAUAUCAAUGUCCCAAAGGUAAUCGAACAGAGGCUAAGAGCUUAUUUAACAACGAAAACACCAACGGUGAACAAUAUUUUGUACAAUGAACUUAUGGAUGAGCACAGUCAUGCACAGACGCCUACUGAACCCCCCAAAACAACUUUCGAGGCACUACUUCAAACUGAAUCUAUGAAGAGGAAUAUAAUUGAUGACAGUAAAAAUAUUUACAAAGCAUUGCAAAUUGCUUACAAUACAGGGGAAGAAGGUAAUUCACUUUCUGUACAAGACAUCCCUAAUAUCAAUAAUAAUUUACUUGGAGAUUCAUCUACAUUAGCAGGAGAAAGUGUGAAGGACCAAUAUGCCAUGAAAGAUCAAACCUCGAACGAUGCUACUGUAUUAAACAACGCAGGUAUUUAUAUUGUUCCUCCCGAUUCAAAAGGUGAUGUACCGCAAGAUUUCAUGGGCACCCCGCCGAGAUGGGAAAACACACCUCCAUCACCCCAAAAUAACGAACCAGUUUCCAUUUAUACGUCUGCUCCAAUACCAAAAGGGCAAAUCUAUACAAUGAAACCCUCAGACGCCAGCGCGUUCGUUCAGACGAUUGAAGAUCAGUUUUCAAAUCAGGAUAAACAUAUGACUUCUACCAAUAUAUUGGUUUCAGAGCAAACAUCAGACACAAAUUCCCUGGUUGAUUUUGCUACAUUGGGAAAACAAGUUAACGAUCCUGUACUUGACACACAGACAACUACAGCAAUGACUGAAUCACCACUUGGAAAUGAAAUGUUUGCAGACCAGAAAAUCUCUCCAAAUGCAAUUGAUAAUUAUGAAGUAACUGGUGAGUUGCCAACGACAGACAAUAAAAUAAGUCUUUCAAAGCAAACGACAUUGGCUUCUCCGUCGUUGCGAAAAGAAAAGCAGGCAGAAUCAAUAUCGACAACAACGAAACGAACCGUUUCCAUUCCUGCUGACAAAACUUUCGAGAGCAAAAGCACAGUUGUAUUUCAUGAAACAUCGAAGCAUACUGCAGUUGCAGAUGCUUCAAAAUAUUCGACAAGUGUUCCUCUAAACACUGUUCCACAGGACACGAGCUUGCAGAGUUUGCAAGGAAAGUCCACGAUCACUGAACUUUUCGGAGUAACAUCAAAGGGAGAUAAUUUGAGCGGAAGCGGAAAUACACCUUUCAUUCUCGCUCCAUACGUGACAGAAGCUCCAAGAAUCACUACAGAGGAAGCUGCCGAACCAAGUGUCCGUGCACUGCUUCCAGUUUUCUCAGAUAAUAAAAAGUCUGUCACAUCUCAGAAAACAACCAUACUUCCUGAGCAAAAAACAAUAGCACAGUUUAAGGUGACAAAUACAGAGCGAUUUGAUAUUAUACAAUCAACAACACCCAAGGCUAACACAAGACAACCCACCACAGAAAUAAACACAACACAUAAACUAGAACCGUUUAUUUAUGAAACAGAAAAUCCUGUUAACUACGAUGAAUCGUACAUGAUAACCACCGACACUCCAUUUUCUGAAUCAUUUCCUCCACGUCCUCCCAAAAUUCCAACUCUUUUGGAGAAUGUAAAAACAAAACCAGAUCAGCAAAACAAUGAUUUUGAUAAGAUGGAUUUAAAACAGAUUAACGUUGAAGUAUCACCCGUUGAUAUUGUAUCUCAAAAAACCUCACAAUCGUCUUUGGUGGAACAUAAAACAACUACCUCAUCCCCAAAGACUUUUACUACUUCUGCCACCACUCUCGGAUUCUUAGAAUUUCUCCGACUUGAAAUAAUGAAACGAAUGAAAGAAAGGAAGGCUAGUGAGCCAGGUAAGGAUUUUACGCCUUCGAUUUUCAAUAUGUCAUUUUCGCCACCUGCACCCCCGAGUUCAACAUUGACAACAACACAAGCACCAACAACAACCACAACUCCUCCACCGACAACUACAAUAAACAUGGCUUACAUAGAACUUUUCGAUCCGGAACGAUACAGAAAAUUAAUGGCCAAACUAUCAACCACCACUAAGAAACCAACAACAACAACUACAACAGAACCUAACAUCACAGUGUCUACGAAGUCUAGAUCUUCGACAACUUUAACAACAAAAACAACAACAGAACACCCCAAAACCACAGCUCCAACAACCACAUCGACAACCACACCUACAACCACAACUACAUCAACGACUGCAUCGACUACUACUACAACAGAACCAACUACAUUGUCCAUGGCUUACUUAGAACUAUUUGAUAGAACACUGUAUAAUAAACUUCGCCCGAAAACAACAACCACAACUUUAGCGCCAACAACACCUUCCACAACAACUACAACCUUAGCACCAACAACACCUUCCACAACAACUACAACCUUAGCGCCAACAACACCUUCCACAACAACUACAACUUUAGCGCCAACAAAACCGACUACAACAAGUACAACUUUCAAAACUACACCUAGUACUACGAAAACUACAAGAAAACCAGCUAUCAUAUCAAAAACGACAACAAGUAUUACCAGCAGCACUGCCAUACCAACAACAACAAUUCAGACUACGACAACAACUCAGACUAGCACUACUCCUACAACCAGCACAACUCCAGAACCAUCAUCAACAACACCAAAAACAACAACAACCACAACCCCGACUACAACCACAACCCCCACAACAACCACAACUCCGACAACAACCACAACCCCGACAACAACCACAACUCCGACAACCACAACUCCGACAACCACAACUCCGACAACAACCACAACUCCAACAACUACAACUACACCUAGCACAACAACUUUAUCAUUAGCUUACUUAGAGCUAUUUGAUCCUGAUUUAUAUAAACAGCUCCGACCAAAAACCAUAGAAGUUCCAACCCCAGAAACCACUACAACUGAACCUUUCACUAACCGUCCUCCAAUUCCGUCUGUAAGAAGCCAAUAUGAUAUAAGAAGAAUUAUUGCAAAUAGUGGUUCUGCCUUCCGUACAAGCAAUAGAGUACAGUUGAUUUCACACAGUGAAUUAAAAACGAAAUCGAUCUCUUCCGAAUCUACAACUGUUACAGCAUCUCAAUCAACAACAACAGAGGCAACAACAACAGAACCACCAACAACACCACAACCAACGACUACGACCCAAUCAAUGGCGAUCUUGGAAUUAUUCAAUCCUACAUUGUAUCAUAAACUACGACCUAAACCCAAAACAACGACAACCACAACUACUACCCCUCCGCCAACCACAACUACUGUGGUAUCCUCUACAGAACCCACAACUACAACAAAUCCAUCUACAUCAACAAAUGUUCCUACAACCACUACACCUACUACUACUACAACAGCAGCAACAACAACCUCAACGACAGAACCCACAACGACGACAGAGACUACAACAACCACUACCAUUCCAACAACUACCACAGCUAGUCUCGCUUUUCUAGAGUUGUUCAACCCUGAACUGUAUCAUAAGCUUCGUCCAACUACCACAACUCCGAAACCAACAACUACAACACCAACACCUACUACACCAACAACAACACCAACAACAACAUCAACUACAACUCCGACAACAACCACUACAUCAACAACAAUACCAACAACAACCACUACAUCAACAACAACACCGACAACAACAACCAUUAGAUCAACAACUACAUCAACAACACAUGCACCAACCACAAAAUCUACAGCAACAACCACAACACCGACAACUAAACCACCACCAAGAAUGAUGGAAACAAGUACCUCAGAAGCAAUGAACACAACUUCAGAACCAACAUCUAAUAAAGAACAGACAAUAGCGAUAAACGAAGCAAGUACAACACGAUCCUCAUCUAUAAAAUUAUCAACGUCCCAGAGGGUAAGGAAAACAAAAACUACAGCCAAAUCAUCGACAAAUAAACCAACAUCACUAAAGAAACCCACAGUAAAACCAGCAACAACACAAACAGUGCCUCAAACUACAACCAUCAAACAAACAACAAUGACACAAACACCACAUGCAGCACAAAAUAAAGUUGAGAAUGAGGAAGGUUUAAAAACAAUAACAACUAUAAGUGACACAACACAAGAUUCCCCGAGCAAUUCAACAAAGACAGUACAUACAACAGCAGAAACAACAGUAAAGUAUAAAACAACAGCACAAUCAACAUCACCACCUAAACCAACCCCCACAAAAAUAACAGCACAAUCAACAUCACAACCUAAACCUACCCCCACAAAAACAACAGCACAAUCAACAUCAUCUCUCAAACCAACCCCCACAAAAACAACAGCACAAUCAACAUCACAACCUAAACCAACCCCCACAAAAAUAACAGCACAAUCAACAUCAUCACUCAAACCAACCCCCACAAAAAUAACAGCACAAUCAAUAUCAUCACCCAAACCAACCCCCACCAAAACAUCGAUAGCAUCCACGACUAGCAAAGAAACACAACCUCGAGGAAAUAUUGAAGGAAGUUAUACAAGUCUUCAAAAUAGUGUGCAACAGGUAUCAAAGAAUGUGCAGAACGGACAAAACAUUAAAGAUAAAAUCCAUGUCAUUAGACCAGAUUCAUCUGAUUCUAGUUAUGGCUAUCGAAUUCUUCAAGAUGAUUCACAGAAGAGUCCUUUGGCUUAUAGGAAAAUGAGUCGUGAAGUAUCAAGCGGUACUGGUGGUGCUUCCUUUUUACACAACAUGAUAGAAAACAGUCUAAAUGAAAAAUCUGUUGACAUCAUUGAAGGAAAAGAUUCUACAAAUAACAUUGAAUCUCUUAUCGACAAUGCUAGGAAAUCUAAUGUUGACAUCCCUGGAUCCAUGGCCGAUCAACUCAAGAGUUUAUUUACAAAACAUGAUAAUAUUACCAUGGUUGCCAAUGAGGAAAUUCCAAACAAAUCCGAAACAUUGACAGUCUACAAAUUAAAUAGCAACGCCAAGGAAGCAUCCAACUCGUUAAACAGAAAUGAAACUGAGAUUUUGGAAAAGACUGUAGAAGUUACAAAAUCACCGGACUUUGAAAGUUUACCAACAACACCUCUACCUCUUAAGGUUACAACAACGUCACAGUCAGCAGACACUACAGAGAUGACACAUACUGUAAGUGCCUUUACAAGGGAGAUCAUUCCCACCACAAGAACCUAUACCAUAACAGCUCUGGAUGACACAAAUCGGUUAUCAAAUAGUGCUGCAACUAGCACAAAAACCGCCAAUAAUCUAAUCAAAAUUAAGAUAAACAAUCAAACAUACUACCUUGACUGGAACAAACUUCAAUCUCUUGGUCUGAUGUCUAAGAAUAGUAUACAACUUGACGUUGGAACUUCACGUCACACCUCUACGUUGUCACGAACUACACGAGACGUAAAGUCUAUGACAAAACCAGGCUUUUCUAUCACUCCACCAGUAACCGCGCCAACUACUACAUCCCCGCCAGUUACGUCAUCAACACAGGUCUUUAAAACAUCAAAAGCAUCAAUAUCAAAAAACAUUACUUUCGAAAGCAAUUUGAGCCACACAGGUACAAAACAGUCCAAGAGUAUCGAGGCAUCAACUACUGGUCCAAAUGUUUCACAAACGAAUGACCCAGAACAUAAUGUUUUAUUAUCGCUCUUAGACCUAGCUAAACAAAACAACAUAAAAAUUCCAGAUAGCUUAUCACGUGAGCUGAACUCUAUAUUUGACGAUAGUAGAAAGAAACGCACAGACAACCAAUCCAUGACUCUUCAAUCAAAUUCCACCAAACAGCCAAUGGUUUCGAAAACAACUCCAGAGAGAAAUGAUUCCAGUCAAAAUGUAGUCGAUGCAGAAGAUCUUCAGUCUAACAAACCAGGCAAACUUGUUGAACUGAAGGUUAAUUCAGAAACAUAUUUCAUUGACUGGGAUAAAUUUCAAGCUAUGGGUUUUAUUAAAAAACGAGAUUCCACGAAAACAGCCACAAGUGUGGAUACAGUCGGAACCGAAAAAGUAACAGAAAUUCCAAAGUCCACCAUAUCAGAGAAAAAUCUGAAAAUCAAAGGGAAAUAUGUGCCAAUCGUAACAACGAUUAGUGUGACUACUUCAGAAGACAUGCACUCGACACCACCACCCUAUUCAGUCACACCAAACACUGAAAAUACAGCAAAAACGUCAGUCCUGCCAUCAAAUGCUACACAAAUGUUAUCAGAAUUCCAACAUACUAAUAUGAACACUCCAAUGACAAAAGAUAAAGAUUUGAUUUCUGCCAUAGAUCUGAUAAAAAAUAAUCUUAAAUUGCUUGAGGAAAGAUUGUAUGGAUGGUCCAGCACCGAUACACAGGGACUGGCAGCGGAAAUUGGAGACACAAUGCGUCAAAAAAUCCAUCUUCGUUCCCCAUCUGCAGACCGAAUUGAUGAACCAAACAUAACAUUUCUCAAAGGAGAUAAAUUUCGAAGUGUUUCCCAUAUUAAUGGUGAAAAAAAUAACAAAAAUCCGGUUAUUACUCGAGAUCAUACCUCAGUCAAUCCUAAAGGAAACGAUGCAUUAUACAAGCUAUAUGCCAUAGAUCCACCAGUUUUGUCAGACAGCAUCACAAAUCGCCCAGUUUAUCGUUUGAAAGGCCGGACCAGUACAGUGCCAAUUCCGGAGGAACCAGGCAAUAUAUUUAAUGUCAAUUCUGAUGGCAGGUUCAGAUCCUUUUGGAAUACGGAGGAACGGUCAAUUUCACAGAGAAAUAGGAGAACUACUUUCGAACCUUACUCGUAUGUUUUCUCGGUGAAUCUACCAUCCUCUUUUGAAAGGCACACCCGACAACCAGGUUCAUAUUUAUUUCAAGCACACCCAUACCAAGAACAGAAACGUUACAAUGACAAUAAACCAACCGUAAUGGGCAUUGGUGAAUACAGACAAAGCAAGGAUAGCAUAAUGCCUAUUCAGUUAUUCCCUGGCAUAGAUUCGGGAUCAAAAAGUUAUAACUCUAUAGAAGAUAAACAAAGAGAUAGCCAAGGCGUUUCCCCUGGGAAAAUCAGGCAUAAUUCAUACAAAACAAAGGAGGAAAUGUUCUUCGCAGAUUCCUUCCCAGAUUCUCAGAGAGACCUUCAUUUAUCUGUUCAAGAUGUGUCAGGUAGAACAGGGUUGUUUUCUCAGAUGCACAAACAUAGAAAACAACUUAAUUACAAGGAUCGAGAAUCUGCAAUGCACAAGUCAAUACUGGAUACUACGGUGGAAACACCAAUUCCCCUGAUGUCGUUGAAAGCUAGUGAUGCAUUUGUGAAAACGACGAAAGUCCAUGCAAACCCAACUACAAUUUUAACCCAAAAAACAUAUGAUACCACAACUACGAGAAAACCAUCAACUUCAACAACCACAGUACCAAUUACAUCAACUGCUUCGCCAAGCACAACAACAGAACAACCUUCUACAACAACAAAAUCAGCUAUCACAACUCAAAUGUCAACUACUACUGAAGUGCUACAAACUACAACUAAAGCAACAGCUAUACCAGCAACAACUAGAUUUUCAACUACAAAAAUGACUGAAACGCCAACAACAACGACUGAAACGCCAACAACAACGACUGAAACGCCAACUACAACUACUGUAAAACCAACUCCAACUGAAAAACCAACCACGACAACUACAAUACCAACCACAACAACUGAAAAACCAACUACGACAACUACAAUACCAACCACAACAACUGAAAAACCAACUACGACAACUGAAAUACCAACUACAACAACUGCAAAACCAACUACAACUGAAAAACCAACAACUGAAAAACCAACGACAACUGAAAAAUCAACAACUGAAAAACUAACAACUACUGAAAAAACAACUACAACAACUGAAAUACCAACUACAACAACUGUAAAACCAACUACAACAACAGAAAAAAUAACUACAACAGAAAAACCAACUACAACAACUGUAAAACCAACUACAACUACAGAAAAAAUAACUACAACAGAAAAAACAACUACAACAACUGAAAUACAAACUACAACAACUGUAAAACCAACUACAACAACUGAAAAAACAACAACAACAACAACACCUGAAAAGCCAACAAUAACUGAAAAACCAACAACUGAAAUACCAACUUCAACAACUGAAAAACCAACUACAACUCAAAAACCAACAACUGAAAAACUAACGACAACUGUGAAACCAACUACAACAACUGAAAAACCAACUACAACAACAACUGAAAAACCAAUAACAACUGAAAUACCAACUACAACAACUGAAAAUCCAACAACAACUGAAAUAUCAACGACAACAACAACUGUAAAAUUAACUACUACAACAACUGAAAAACCAACAACAACAGAAAAAUUAACUACAACAACUGAAAAACCAACUAUAACAACAACUGAAAAACCAACAACAACUGAAAAACCAACUACAACAACUGAAAAACCCACAACAACAACAUCAACAACAACUGAAAAACCUACAACAACAACUGAAAUACCAAUUACAACACCUGAAAAACCAACAACAACUGAAAAUCCAACAACAACAACAGCUGUAAAAUUAACUACUACAACAACUGAAAAACCAACAACAAAAACUGAAAAACCAACAACAACUGAAAAACCAACAACAACAACUGAAAAACCUACAACAAUUGAAAAAAUUACCACAACUGAAAAAUUAACCACAACUGAAAUACCAACUACAACUGAAAAAUCAACAACAUUAACUGAAAAACAAACAACAACUGAAAUACCAAUUACAACAACUGUAACACAAACCACAACAACUGAAAAACAAACAACAUUAACUGAAAAACAAACAACUGAAAAACCAACCACAACAACUGAAAAACCAACUACAAUAACUGAAAAAACAACUACUGAAAAACAAACUACAACAACUGAAAAACCAACAAUUGAAAAAGCAACCACAACUGAAAUACCAACUACAACUAAAAAACCAACAACAAGUAAAAUGUCAACUACAACCACUGAAAAAUCAACAACUGAGAAGGCAACCACAACCACUGAAAAACCAACGACAACUGAAAUACCGACGACUACAACUGAACUACCAACUACAACGACUAAGGUACCUCGACAGCCAAUGACACGAAUUAGAAUGCUUGAUGAAAAUACUGAUAGCAAAACAAUGGCAACUAGAAAACCCACUACAAACACUGAAAUACCAGUCACAAAAACUACGGCAAAACCUGUGGAUGCAGAUUCCAUUGAUUUAAUGACAAAGCAAUACGUCGAAAAUCUCAUCAAAGAAUUGACAGCAAAUUUAAGAAAAUCUAUGAUUGACGUUCCAUCGGAAGAUUUUCUUGUAAACGUUGUUAUGAACAGAAUGAAGGCAAAACAUUCAAACAAUGUUUCCGUUAAACAGACACCUGAUGAUCAAUCAAUGAAGAGUCAAGAAUUUUCAACAAAGUACAGUACAUUUCACACUACACAAUUGGCCCAAACUCAGACUUCACCAAAUAAUUACCAGGCCCCUGAAAAUGCGAAAGUGAUUACAAAGGAAAACUUACCAACAGAACGAAAACAGUUUAAAAGCAGAGCUUUAUCCGAUAUCAAGGAAGAAGUAAACUCUCGAGAUUUAACAACACAUUCCUUGUCGUACCAAACAACCGCUAUCUUCUCUCCAAUAUUUUCACAUAAAACUACUCCAUCAAUCCAAGUGAAACCACGUAUGGAAAAAACUACUCCCAUUCGACGAACCAGGUCAACACAUGUACCUCAACCAGAUGAGUAUGGAAUAUUACCAUCCUCUUUCUACGAAACGGCAACGGAAGAGUUUAGUCGUGUUGACGGAAUGUCAUUGACGUCAACUUUGGAAAGCAAUCUUGCCAGCAAAGUACCUCUAACUGCAAAUGCAAAAACACAACCACUUGAAUCAACCUUGAAAGGAAAUGAAGCAGAGUGGAAACACACACAGACCAUGCCUGAAGUACAGCAGUAUGAAUCGGUGUCAACCAGAAGUGCAUCUAGAACGAAAAUUGUUUCACCAAUUGGUAGAAGCAGUUUAACACAAAACGAAACACGUUCAGAUCCGUACCUGGUAGCUCCCGACAAUGUUGAAGACAUCGCUGAUCGCUCAUCUUCCAAACAUUCACCAGAUUCUCUACGUGUGAAUAUCAUUUCGGUUGACGCUGAAAUUCCAUCACAUUAUUCAUCAGACUUACAAUCCACGUCCGCCGUUGAUCCGCCAACUACUGACGCGAAAUCAAAACUGCAACUUUCAACAGUACAAGAGAAGCUACAAAAUAAAUAUGAUACUGCUAUAAUAGGUUCACAAUCCACAACCCAACAUCAAACCCGUGAAGUUCCUGAGUAUUCAGUGUCACUGGAUGCCAUGAUGACAACGCCAGAUGGAAUAAUUGAUAUUCUGAAGUCUUCCCCUACUUCUAUAAAAUUAGAACCUUUCGAAUUGCCCACUAAAUCUUUGAAAGGCCAGAUAACCUCUUCUGAGCCAAGUCGUGAAAUGUUUGAUAUAGUAUCUACAAAAUCUGAUAAAACAAUUGAAUUAUCGAGUCAUUCGUCUUUGGAUACAAAAACUACCUUUAACCCUACUUCUAACAUACAAGGGAAAUCUGCCUAUGAUAAUACAGAUUCUUCUUUAACUCACGGUUUACCUAGUCCAACAGAGUUCCAUAAAACCUCAAUGAAAUUGGAUCCGACCACACAAACAAUGAUGCUUGAUAAGCAUGUAAUGACAGGUCACACAGUUCAAACAACAGAACAAGCAGUCGAAAGUCAUCCAACAAGCCAAACUGCAGCAGGAAAGUCAACAUCAUUCAUAAUGGAUGACAAGUCUCGAACAACAGCUACAAAGACAGCUGAUGACACAUCAAAUACAAUUGCAAUACACAGCACAUCUCAGUCAAUGCCUACCAAAGCGGAGUAUACAGCAGAACAGAUAGAAAAUACAAGUAGUUUUCAUACACAACACACAGUUGCUGGUGAGAAAACAGAAAAACCGAGCAGUACAUACAGUGGACAAUUAUAUGAAACUGAUGCGAAGACAGUGGGAACUAAAGUGGAUACUAAAAUGAAUACGACUCCUGUAAAAACAACUAAAUUUCCAUCUGGGACUAUAGGCAAAAUAACGAAAAAUGCAAAUCAAGUGGUUUCCACAAGUGAAAGUAGUAUUCAACAUAGUGUAGAAACUACAAGACAGCCCAUUGCUGGCAUAAUCACUGCAGCUGAUAAAACAUUGUCGACUCCUUUGGAGACAACUGCAGAAGAGACCUUCCAAACUUUUACUUAUAAAACAGGUCAACCUACAGAUAAUGUACAUAAUCAAUUUAUGACAAAUAUUCACGGUAGUGUUGAAAAAACUCCAACCAACAGCAAAUUGAGUACAAGGCAUAAAUCAACAGUGGGUCAGACUGCCGAGCAAUCAAUUGCUCAAACAGUGGCUGAGGUUGCAAAUGGCGCUACUACACCUAAGCAAAUUUUAUCGACUAGCAUGUUAUCUACAACUCAGUACAAACAAGGUUCGGACGAGACUGCCAUAUCGAACAUCUCAUCUUCCACCACGAACAAAAUAAAGACUCAAGCAAACACAACAACGUUAGCACCAAAGCCAUCUAAAUCAAUAAAUGACAAAUCUGGAAAUGGUGCAAAUAUCGUCGAAAAACGGACCAAUCUUGUAAAUAUGACGAGGCUUGCAUCAACAAAUAUCUCAGCACUAAAUGAACCUACAGCGUCUGAAUUUUUCUAUGAACAUCCCGAGUCUAUUGCAAAUCGAAUAUAUGACAAAACUGACUCAACAAAAAAUAAUGACAUCGGGAUAAACUUUUCGAAAGAUGUUGAUCCAUACAAGUCUAUGCACACCUCAAAGACUGAAGACCUGCUAACAGAUCCGCCUGAACCUACUCAACCUUGGGCUUAUUUAGAAUUGUUUAACAGGCAAUUAUUCCAAAAAAUACUAGAAAGACAGAAAAGUACUAAAACUCCGAAAACAUUGCCAAGCGAUGAAACACCGAAAUUAGUGUAUCUAUAUACUACAGAAAUGCCUUCCCUCUCAACCUCAUCCACGGCGCCAACAACAUCAACACCACCUACGACUACACCAACAACACCAUCAACUACACCAGACAUGGCUUUCCUUGAGAUAUUUGCUCCUGAUCAAUACAAAGAAAUUAUGGCAAAAUGGAGAACGACAGAAACACCGGCACCAACCACUACUACGACAACUACCACCACCACAACACCUAAACCGACAACUACCACUACCACAACAACACCUAAACCGACAACUACCACAACCACAACACCUAAACCGACAACUACCACCACCACCACACCUAAACCGACAACUACCACCACCACAACACCUAAACCAACAACUACCACUACCACAACAACACCUAAACCGACAACUAUCACCACCACACCUAAACCAACAACUACCGUGAUACCUAAAUCAACAACAACUACGACAACAACACGUAAACCGACAUCCAUACUAACAUCUACAGUCGAAGUGACAUCCAAUACACCGGUCACGAAAACAAAGAGUAAUACGCCAAUAUCAAAAGAUAAUUUUACCACAAUAUUGAAGCAUUCUACAACUGGACAGACCGACAUUACCAUGACAGCCAAAAAUAUACAGGAAAAAUUAGCACAGAAAUUAAAGUCCCUUUACCCAACUUCUGCGGGGAAGAUAGAAAAAUCUGAAAAUACUCCGGACCAACAACUAGGGAAAGAAAUAACAAUCUCACAAAGUAUUCCAUUAAGUACGAGACAAUUCACCAGUACAACAAACACAGGUAGUGUUAACAAGUCUCCAACAACCAUGGACAAAACAGUAUACAAAGAAAUAAAGGAUUUGAUUAAAGAAUUUAGUAAGAUAGCACAGAGGUAUGAAACAACAAUUAAAAAUCUAGCUACUGGAGAAUUGACAACACCAGAGAAACAAGCAGUCGCAGAUAUCACGUAUACCACACCAUUUGCAGCUUCUAAAGUAUCAACAGAGGUAACACAAGAAGCUCGAUCGUCUCCUUCUCAAGAAUCAUCACUCGAAUCUGAAAAACAAUUAUCCAAGAUGGCAGCAAGGAAAGAAGUAAAUAGAGUGAAAUCAUUAGAUAAAAAGAGAAUUGCGAAUAUCAAUGCACAAGAAAAAAUGUCUCCUACAGAACAUGAAGAUUCACCUGUUACAAUCACAUCAACAAAAGUAUAUACAACAGCAAAACCGUUGUCUACACCUACAACGACAAAACAACCGACUACAACAAAACAAACUACAACUUCAACCGAACCUUCGACAACAAGUGAGGUAACAACAACUGAACCUACAACACCAGCACCUACAACAACACCAGCACCCACAACUACCACCGAACCCACAACUACCACCGAACCUACAACUACUACCACAACAACACCAGCACCUACAACAACAACAACUCUAGCGACAACGACAACUCCUAGUCGUGCAUACAUGGAACUUUUCUUCCCAGAGCUCUACAAAGAAAUGUUCCCUGAUACUACUACUACUACAACUACUACUACCACACCUGAACCUACAACUACAACUGUGCCGACAACAACGACUACUACAGUUGCGCCUACUACCACUACUACUAGGGCCACCACCACCACUAGGGCCACCACCACCACUACUACUACUGAGCCCACCACUACAACUACAAUGACAACCACUACUGAACCUACAACUACGACAACAACUCCAACCACUACAACCACGCCAACUACCACAACCACAAUUCCUACGACAACAACUCAGCCGUUAGCCAUAAUGGAGCUCUUUAAUUACAACGAAUUUAAACGAAUAAUGCUAAGAAGACGAAGUACGACGACGACAACCACUACUACUACCACAACAACUACUACUCCAAAGCCGACCACAACUACCAUUCCAGUUACAACAAAAGGGAGCACUAUUCAGUCACCAUCACAAUUGAAUAGUGAUACUCUUCGGAUUAUUAACCAGGUUGAUCCCAAUUUAAGGGCCGGACCAGCUAAUAUUCAAUAUUUGGUGGGAUUGCCAAAACCUAACUACAACGUGCAGCCAAUGCCAAAAUACGAGCAUACAGGAAAAGCUGAUGUUGCAACUCCGUCAUCAAAGGUAACAGGCGAUCUUGUACAUGAUACAACAGAGAAAGGCUAUCCUUUCGAAGAUGUUUCCUCAACAAUAAUGCAGAACGAAGUUCCUGAUACAACCUAUGAGGUUACAAUGAAAACAACUAAAGAGCCCAUGAUGACCGUGGAACCAUCGCGGAAGUCGGAAUCAGAUGCAGAUCGAAUUAUACGAUUGAGACAGAGAUUUGAAAGUGGAGAAAUUGAUGCAAAAACAUUCCUUGAUAUGAUUUUAUACAAUCGUCCAAUGACUGAGAAACCAACUUUAAAACCCACACAGUCUCCGACGUUGGAGAUAUCUCUCGCUUCCGAAAUGCCUAUGGAAAACCAGUGGGUAACUUCGAACACAAUAAAUGAUGUAAGAUCGACAUCCAAACCUACAGUUAUGACUAAAAAACAACCACAAGUUAUUUACACCACAAGCAGGCCAUCAAACCCUGUCGUAUUUAGUGCCAAAACUACACCCGAAAAAUCAACUUCGAAACAAUAUACUACGGCAUUAAGAUUUUCAGAAGGAAUUUCUAAAAAUAUCAUGCAAAUUGAUCGCUCUGUAAAUGAUGGACCACCUGAAUCCCCCGCUCCUUUAAGUGAUCCUGGGAACAAUGCUGUAUCUAGAGCCAGUAAACCACAGGAACCUGUCACCAGUACUAUUGAUGGUUUUCUGGGGCUAGAACGUGGUGCAUCGGAAAAUUAUGUUGGAAACAUUGUAAAUCCGCAAGAAAUACCACAACCAUCAAAUGAGACGCCAAACGACAUAACAGGUAUGCAGAUAGAUCCUACUACAACAACAACAAGGAAAGCAUUCAAUCUGCUGAGCUCUGGAGGAGCUUCCUUGGACGUCUUACAGUAUCAUGAAAGACAAGCCAGUAAAUCCGGGGUACCCUCCGGAUUAGGUCAACCAGCUGACAGGGACUUAUUUAAUCAGCAAAUAACAGGAAUACCGAUAGAUCAGAGAGGCGCGUUCAGCGGACUGAGAUUUGGACGACUCAGUGCUCAAAUGGCACCUGUAUUUGCUGACUCUAGGGGACGAAAUAUGCAGACAAUGAGUCCUAAUCGUUAUCGGAAUUUCGACUUGGUGAAUGGUAAAUCUGUCAAAAGAGGAGAACCUAUAGUUCUUGAAACAACAACAGAAAAUUGGAUGCCGCAGACAAAGGUACAAGGCAGUCUCUCACAGAUGGGUAAUGCAAUGAUGGAGCCCAAGAACGUGAAAAAAUUUAAUUCCGCGGCAUUUGGUUUAACUCCGCACAAGAGUUUCCAACAGAAGUUUGGUUUGAGUAACUCAGUUGGAAAGCCUUCCAUAGAUUUCACAGGUGGAAGUUCAAGCUUAGGAAAUCUAGGAAAUGUCGUAGCUUCGGGCUCGAUAUCGUCAUUUCAAAAUAGACGAAUACCUGCGGUGCAACAAAGAAAUGAAGGAAAUGGACAGGUUGUGUGGGAUUCACAAGCAGGACAAUGGUCAAGUACAAAUAGACUUAGUCCUGCUCAGAUGCUAAAGGGGAAUAGAUUUAAUCCCAGAGCGUCACCACAGAGACAGGCUGACCGUGUCGUGAAUCAAGCGCAAAGAAACCCAGUUCCUGGUGAGAACGUACAAAUGAACUGGUAUGAGUUUGGUUCAGCGGGACAGAACCAAGGAUCCGGUCGGCUUUCUGGUGGUUUUAAUCAAAGACCAGUACCUCCAUCAUAUCAACCACAAGUACGAGAAUCAAUUCAGAGUCCCAAUCAAGCAACGAAGACCCGAUCUCUAGGCAGCCUAUCCAACCCGUUCGGCGGUGGAUUGGAGUCUGGCGUACUGGUGUCUGCUAGUGGGCAAAAUAUGGAAAUAAACCUCGCACAAGGUUUAAAGAAAAAUAAAGAUUCCGACAAAAGCGUGAUCACACAUUCCCUUGGAUCUCACUUUGCAUUUUCACCCGAAAAUCAAAGUCCUAGUGAUAUUCUGAUGCCUUCGUCACAGAUGCUUUCACCGAGUAAAUUAUCCAACGGAAACUUCAGAACAUUUAAUCAAGAUCAAAGCCGCAGGGAAAGACAACGAAAAAGUCAACCUCGAUCCAACGGCAUACUUAUUUCCGGAUCACAAAAUGGGUUUGGUAGAUUCAACAGAGGUUUCACACGCCCCCCUCACACCACUACCAUCCCCCCUCCUCCUCCGCCUGAAUUCGGACGUGAUAUUUCCUUCUCUUCUGGUGGGUCAUUAUCAAAUGUACCCAACUCCCCGUCACAAGAGCGAUCUUUAGUACCAUCGGGAGGAAUGAUGGUAGAACCUUCUUCAAAUGUGUGUCGGAACAGAGAAGUGCUACGUUGUGAGGGUAGAGGGUUUCACAGACAAUACCCUGGUAUUAAUGAGGAGUGUGCCAGAAAGUGUUCAAGCGGACAUUGCCCUGUCAAGCGAUGCUACUGCGAGUGUAGGCACACGUUGACCGGGUCAAGGAGACCACUUAGGACUUCUAAUUCAUUUAACACGAUGGUCCAGGGCAGGAACGUGUGAACAUGGAUGUCCUAAAACAUGGUAUUGGGACCAAUGGGAAUAAAUGUAUCUGUGCCAUACUUUUAAGAUGUUCAAUAAGUGAAUUGGCAUUGUCUUGGGAACAUGCUUUGAACUUUUUAUGUUACAUAAUGGAUAUCGUCAAGUAUUUCUGUACAGUUUGAUCUUAAUCAAUUUCAAAGAACAUUAAGCACAUUAUGAUAAUUGUCGUGAAUAAGUCGUAAGAUGAAAAGGAAAGCAUGUUAUUAAUGCAUAUGGAUGCGAUCUUUUAUUUGACAGUUUAGAAAAACUACAUGUAAGUUAAGUUUCCUUGUUGAAUGUUUUAAGUUAUUCAAAGCUUGAUGAAAUGUAAAUGAUGCUGUAUGAAACAAAUGCGACAUCAAUUUUUGGAGGUUGUGUGAAAUACGAUGAAAUCUGUCUGACACCAAAAUUAAUUAAAGCUGCCUUCCUCGCUUUAAUUAGUCCAGAAACAUAAUUAAAGAUUCUCGUUACUCUCAAAUUUAGAGAUCUGAAGUUAUUAUUGUUGAUCGUGUUGAUAAAAUUGCCAAUCCGACGAAGGACAUUUUUAAAGAUAUUUGAAGUGCCUUAUCUUCUUGGGUUUUUUAAAAAUUAAAAUGAAUGUUAAUGCCUUACAUUGCAGACAUUAAAUCUGCUUGGAUUUAUAACACUUUGUGUUUCUGUCUAAAUCGUGAUUCUGUUGUCAGAUUGUUGAGGGGCAUGUGUGACAAUAUAAACGAGCAUGUCAUCCUGCAAUAAAUCCUGACUUUCGAAAUUCAAGACUUUUGAGUACAUAUCGUUGUAGAAUUUAUCGAUUCGUAGAGUACAUUCUGUGUGCUAUGUCAUUCUUUACUUCAUCGUCAUGUUGUUAAUGUUACAAUGUAGAUGCAUGUAAUUUUGUUAUUUUGUUGAUCUUUAGGUCAUGUGAGGAGGGCGUUGAUUCAUUCCUUACACCUAUUUAUAAUACUGUGGUACUGUUUUAAUUAAUAAAACCAUGUUAAUAAAAAAGUCUUCUAUC